GUAUCCUGUUCGACCAGUAUCAUAUUUUUGCUAGAAAGAACCAGUCGAUAUUAUGGCAACGAUUUUGCAAAAAGUUUCACAAGGCUGUGUAAGGUGCACAUCAAGGCAAUGGACAGCUGUUAGAGGAGGGAAAAAAUGGAAUGUCCAAAGACCAAAACCUAGAGUAUGGAAAGCUAGGGUACUUGAGAGUAUUACAAGACCUAUUUAUAUAGAGGAAAUUGUGCCAGUAUCUCAAUCAUGUGAAAAAUUGGAGAUUAUAACACAAGAAACAGAGGUAGAUGAAUAUGAAGAAUUUAUGUACAAACAAGUGAAGAAGAUGUUUGACGAGAAUACAAUGAUUCUAGUAUGUCAAAUGCUGAGUAUGCCUACAAUUGACAAAAGAAAAGCUAUCAACACCAUGAAAGAUAACGGAAUGAGACUGUGGUUCUAUAACAAUAGAUUAAUAAGACGAGCCAUAACAGAAUAUUCCCAGUAUAAAAACAUGGCACCAUGGAUUAUAGGGUCCAAUGUUUAUGUUGUAUGUCCAGAGCCCAAGGUUAAGGAAGCUUUAAAAAUACUGAAGAAAAUUCCUGACUUUAUUGUUCUAGGGGGAUUGGUAGAAAACAGUCUAUAUUCCAAAGAUGGAUUAAAUCAGUAUUCACAAUUACCUAACAUUGAACAAUUACGUGGUGAACUUGUCAGUGUAUUAAAUAUGGCCUCUGGAGGAAAGACUCAUUCUCUAUUAGAAUCACAUCAACAGACACUGUGUAGAAAUCUGGCUCAGUAUGUCAAACAGGAAUCAGGUGGAGAGGAACAAUCAUGAUACAGAAUUAAUAAUCAAAAUAAAUAAAAAUAUUUCAUGUU
Mytilus californianus (California mussel) is the source of this 843-nucleotide messenger RNA. RefSeq names its product 39S ribosomal protein L10, mitochondrial-like. Gene Ontology annotation, molecular function: structural constituent of ribosome. Bases 53 to 802 code for a protein of 249 amino acids. Gene Ontology annotation, biological process: translation. The record is from RefSeq and is a predicted model, not a curated record. NCBI's taxonomy places the organism in Eukaryota, Metazoa, Mollusca, Bivalvia, Mytilida, Mytilidae. The transcript is spliced from 5 exons. Gene Ontology annotation, cellular component: mitochondrial large ribosomal subunit.